Messenger RNA from Macroventuria anomochaeta, 549 nucleotides. RefSeq lists its product as uncharacterized. Lineage: Eukaryota; Fungi; Ascomycota; Dothideomycetes; Pleosporales; Didymellaceae. The transcript has a single exon. The record is from RefSeq and is a predicted model, not a curated record. The annotation marks the transcript as partial.
CUCAACCCUUUUAUCAGGAUUGAGGAGGAAAUGCACCCGUGGGCAGUCAACAAGUCACAACAGCUUGACCGUCCCCUCCUGCGGAUUUGGGACAGUUGGUCUGGAAGCCAGCCGGACAAGGAUUCAAGGAUGCUGUCAAGAGCGCCAGACAUGCCACUCGACACAAAAGAAGCACGAAGAGAAUCACUUGCUGCUCAUCUCGAUCACAGAAAUUGGGCGAAGCCGACACCUUAUAUCUCCUUUACUACAUCGGCAGAUGCGGUGGCGAGACUCGCAGACAUGAGAAUCCAACGCAGAGGACCACAAACUCUCACCGUCGUCGAUCCAAGCAGCCGACUCAGAAACGGUCUACCAGUCCUCGAUGUCACUGCUGAGAUGGACUACCAUUGUAUUCUAGAUCCCUACGGAAAGGGAAAUGAAUACUACAUGGACCACUAUGUCUGUUUGUGGGAAGUGACUGCAGAAGAGGUUGUAGACAGAUGGGACUGGGCCGAGCUAACUUCAGAAGAGAAUUGGUAUGAAGAUGUAAUCAUGCCAGCAUUCAACCGA